UGCGGGCUGAGACACACACAAGGGAAGUGAUCGUCGCCGGAGCCAGAUCGUCUGACUCGGGACCCCCGCGCGCCAUGCCGUCCGAGAAGACCUUCAAGCAGCGCCGGAGCUUUGAACAAAGAGUGGAAGAUGUCCGGCUCAUCCGGGAGCAACACCCCACCAAGAUCCCAGUGAUUAUAGAGCGAUACAAGGGCGAGAAGCAGCUGCCCGUCCUGGACAAAACCAAGUUCCUGGUACCUGACCACGUGAACAUGAGCGAGCUCAUCAAGAUAAUUAGACGGCGCUUGCAGCUCAAUGCUAACCAAGCCUUCUUCCUCCUGGUGAAUGGGCACAGCAUGGUGAGUGUGUCCACGCCCAUCUCUGAAGUGUACGAGAGCGAGAGAGAUGAAGAUGGCUUCCUGUACAUGGUUUAUGCCUCGCAGGAGACAUUCGGGACAGCACUGGCUGUGUAAGACUACAACAAUGCCUAAUGGUUGUUAAGCCCUUACCAAGGCAAAAAGGGAUGUUACCAGCGGACGCUGGACAGCUCACCACCCACAGAUGAGAACGUAGGCACCCACGUAGGGUAUUAGGAACUGUUCAUCAGCCAGACACUGAACUCCAUGCAAGCGCAUUCAGCUUGGAAAUUCGUCUAAACUAGGCUAUUUUGUGUUCAAACUUUAGAAGUUUAAAAAUAAAAUACUUUGCAUCCUAAGUUGCCAAUAAAAAGACCAAGUUAUUUUGACAUUUUUCUCCCUAGUACGGACUUAAAACAGAAGGGCAGUGUCGGGGGCAGUCUCUUCCUGGGACCUGCUGCCUUCUCUAAAAGGGCUUCCACUCAGGAGAGAAGUCCCUCCUAAACAGUCCCUCUAAAGGCCCAGGUUGCCUAGCAGAGGUCCCCAGAGGGCUCUGGCUUUGCCCUAAACAGGUCUGGUGUGUAGGAUACAGCUCUAAGCCGGGUCCUGGUCCUGACCCCAGCCACAGUCUUUCACUCAGCAGUGCAGGGACACGCGCUCGCCGCUGUCUAGAUGUUACCACAUGCAUCUCUGCUGAGGCCAGAUCUCAGCUUGCCCAGGGGUUGCUGAUCCAGCUUCUUGAGAGACUGCAGAGCUAAGUGUUUCUCUCCUGGUUUGAAUUUUGUCUGGUCCAUGCCUGCUUCGGGAGAGCAAGCAGGUGUGCAGCUGGCCUUAGGCUGUGGCUGUCAAGCCCGAUGCCCCGGCUCUGGACUUGGCUCACAGCCUUUCUGACGGCAGUUGGGAUUUCCUCAUUUCCUGUGAGUCCAUAGAUGUCAGCAGUGAGGACAACAGCAACAGGAGACAUGCCACUUGAGCUGAAGCUAGCCUCUGCUUCCUGCAUGUGGCUGCUCUCCUGACACCAGGCCAUCCCUGCUCACUCACUCGUGGUCUGGGGAUCUCAGAGCUGCCUGCUGUCACGGACUGAAGCCAGCAUAGCCCCCUCUACCUAGCUCCCCACAGGCACCCACCUUCCCUGCAUGCAGCUGUCUUUGCUAACCCUCGAUGUUAUUUUACACUGUAAAUUCUCACUGCUCUGUCUUGUGUAGGUUGUGUACGUCAUUAUGUCCCUGGUUUUUAUAACUAUGGUGCGAUCAGGAAGGAUUCCUGUAAUACUGCUUUAAAAAUGCUGCUCAGAGGGCUGCCUCCAUUAUAGGACACCUGUACACUCUGAUGCACUAAGUCAAUAAAGGCACAACUGAA
Messenger RNA from Mus pahari (shrew mouse), 1694 nucleotides. It is a transcript of the gene Map1lc3b, whose product is annotated as microtubule associated protein 1 light chain 3 beta. Lineage: Eukaryota; Metazoa; Chordata; Mammalia; Rodentia; Muridae. The transcript is spliced from 4 exons. The coding region runs from base 75 to 452 and encodes 125 amino acids. Gene Ontology annotation, molecular function: ubiquitin protein ligase binding. Gene Ontology annotation, biological process: autophagosome assembly; cellular response to nitrogen starvation; macroautophagy. The record is from RefSeq and is a predicted model, not a curated record. Gene Ontology annotation, cellular component: cytosol; autophagosome membrane; autophagosome.